AUGGAGAUGUUCUAUGUCUUCCUUCUUCUGGCAGUGGGAUUAGCAGUGACUUCUGCCGAGAACCCAAAAGCAUCAUUGAUGUAUCCUUAUGGGACAGACCAAGGUGACACGAAGAACUCCAAGUCAGAUGAUGGGACGUCUCAAAAAAUCAUUACUUCAGUGCCCUUUACCUUCUAUGGCAAGAAAUACAAUGCCCUCUAUGUAAACAACAACGGUGUGGUCUCCUUUGGUGUGAAUGUCUCACAGUUUACACCUGAUCCUUUCCCCCUGGAAGGCGGAUCUCCCUUUGUUGCUCCGUAUUGGGGAGAUGUUGACAAUCGUAAAGGCGGAGACAUUCUAUGGAGACAAACCCAGGAGCCAGCAUUGCUUAGUCGCUGCACUGCAGACAUCAAUCUUUAUUUCCCUGAUAUCCCUUUCACAACUACUUGGGCCCUUGUUGCGACUUGGGACCGCGUGGCCUAUUUCGGAACAGCUUCACAGAAGGUCAAUACCUUCCAGGCUGUCUUGAUUUGCAAUGGAGAACUAUCCUUCAUCAUGCUGAACUAUGCUGACAUUCAGUGGACCACAGGGGUUGCAAGCGGAGGGAAGCCGAAGACGGGUCUUGGAGGAACGCCAGCACAGGCUGGAUUUGACAGCGGAGACAAAAUCAAUUAUUACAACAUCCCAGGUUCCCGCACCCCUGACAUCCUCAACAUUGCAGUAACAACCAAUGUGAGAACUCCAGGGCGCUGGGUGUUCCAAGUGGACGAAUAUGUGAUUGGAGUCUCCACGGAGAAAAUAAACUGCUUGGAGUAAGCACCAGGUCUUCUCUUCUCACUCCUCACUGCUUUGUGAAAGGUGACAUCCUUUGACUCAAGGUUGUCCAGUUUGUAUCCCGGCAUCAAGACAGUCAGUACACAAAUCCUUACAAUGAUCUCUCUUUUAUCUCCUACAAUCAGGGAGGUUUCUGGAAUGACUAUCAUUGUAGUAUAGCAAUAAACAAUUGUGCUCACA
Anolis carolinensis (green anole) is the source of this 993-nucleotide messenger RNA. RefSeq names its product sushi, nidogen and EGF-like domain-containing protein 1. The record is from RefSeq and is a predicted model, not a curated record. Bases 1 to 795 code for a protein of 264 amino acids. NCBI's taxonomy places the organism in Eukaryota, Metazoa, Chordata, Lepidosauria, Squamata, Anolidae. The transcript is spliced from 7 exons. Gene Ontology annotation, biological process: cell-matrix adhesion.